Messenger RNA from Bradysia coprophila, 2143 nucleotides. Its product is annotated as ribose-phosphate pyrophosphokinase 1. Gene Ontology annotation, cellular component: ribose phosphate diphosphokinase complex; cytoplasm. The record is from RefSeq and is a predicted model, not a curated record. Gene Ontology annotation, biological process: ribonucleoside monophosphate biosynthetic process; 5-phosphoribose 1-diphosphate biosynthetic process; purine nucleotide biosynthetic process. Gene Ontology annotation, molecular function: ATP binding; ribose phosphate diphosphokinase activity; magnesium ion binding. Lineage: Eukaryota; Metazoa; Arthropoda; Insecta; Diptera; Sciaridae.
AACUUAAUUUUAAAGAUGGAAAAUGACAACACAGCGUGUGUUAACAAAGAUUUCUAUGUGAUGCCAGUUGUUCGUAGUGCUAACCCGAUUCGCGCUAAAAGUUUAAUCAGGAAUAACUUGGAAAAGUCAAGUGUUCUCAAAAUACAAUCGAGAAUGCCGAACAUCAAAGUCUUCUCGGGAACAUCGCACCCGGAUUUGGCCCAACGCAUCGUUGACCGUCUCGGUAUCGAUCUGGGAAAAGUUGUUACAAAGAAAUUCAGCAACUUGGAAACAUGUGUCGAAAUUGGAGAAUCGGUACGUGGCGAGGAUGUUUAUAUUGUUCAAUCUGGAUCUGGUGAAAUCAAUGACAAUCUUAUGGAAUUGCUUAUCAUGAUAAAUGCAUGCAAGAUAGCAUCAGCAUCGCGUGUAACCGCCGUCAUUCCAUGCUUUCCAUAUGCCAGACAGGACAAAAAAGAUAAGGUAAGCACUACCGGCGAUACGGAAGGACUUGCGAAACAAGCCAAUAACAAUGUCCUGAAAUACAACGAAUGGAAAUUUAGGGUACAACCUAAGUUAUUAAGUCGUGCACCAAUAUCGGCAAAAUUAGUGGCGAAUAUGUUGUCCGUUGCUGGUGCUGAUCACAUCAUAACUAUGGAUUUGCAUGCGUCACAAAUUCAGGGUUUCUUUGACAUACCCGUCGAUAAUUUAUACGCCGAACCGGCUGUUCUCAAAUGGAUAAAAGAAAACAUUCCCGAAUGGAGAAAUUCCAUCAUUGUGUCACCAGAUGCAGGCGGUGCAAAACGUGUUACAUCGAUCGCUGAUCGAUUAAACGUUGAGUUUGCUCUUAUUCACAAAGAGAGAAAGAAGGCUAACGAGGUGGCAUCAAUGGUGCUGGUUGGUGAUGUUAAAGAUAGAACUGCUAUUUUGGUUGACGACAUGGCUGAUACGUGUGGCACAACAUGCCAUGCAGCAGAAAAACUCAUGGAAGCUGGUGCUACUAAAGUCUAUGCCAUACUAACGCAUGGUAUAUUCUCUGGACCAGCCAUUUCUAGGAUAAAUAAUGCUUGUUUCGAGGCUGUUGUUGUUACAAAUACAAUUCCACAAGAUGGUCAUAUGCGCGACUGUCCCAAAAUUCAGUGCAUCGAUGUGUCGAUGAUGUUCGCCGAGGCCGUGCGUAGGACACACAAUGGUGAAAGUGUGUCUUAUCUGUUUUCAAAUGUUCCAUAUUAAGGACGGAAACUAUGAUCCGGAUUGAGCUCACCACACACAGACACAUCCAAUAGCAGCAGUACAGAAUUUGUUUUUUUUUUGUUAAAGAAACAAACUCAAUCCGUAUCAACCAAUUGAAAUAUACAGUUUGAAUGCCUGGAGAUGGAUAAUAGUACGAGCAUAGGUUUUAAUUUAGAUAUUAGGGAAAAUGAAAUUAUAUUGGGAUCAAAUACAAUUCGUUUUGAUUCAUAUUUUGUGUGAGCGAGUUUAUAGAUCACAUUAAAAUUAUUAUUAUUAAAACAAAUAAGAUUAUAUUCCAUUGGAAAGUUUUAACAAAUUUUUAUAAAACAUCAUCUUGCAAACUGGGUUGAUUACAUUUCAUGUAAACGGCAUUGUGUGUUAAAAAAAAAGUUUUUUUUAAAUUUCUGUUUUCAUUUUUAUUUAGAAAAAAAUUUAUAAAAACUGUUGAAUGAAUCAGUAGAAAAGGAAUUUAAAUUAUAAUUUUAAAAGGUUAGUUAAUUAAGAUUAUACAAGCAGAGAGAACAUUAUUAUUAUAAAUGCAGCCGAGAUCCGUUUUGAAUCUCUAGCAAAAGCAAACCACUAAAUUGAAAGUUUUUUUUUUAAAUCAGACUUUUAGUGCCAUUUUUGUUAAAUUGAAAUAAAACAUGCGAUCGAAAAGAAGACAAUUCAUUGGAAACUAAAGACACAAACAGGAUAGUAACAUUCAUCAGAAAAAUGUUUUUUUUAGUAUUAAAAUCAAACUUUAAGAAAAAUCUAAUUAUUUUGUGUAAAGAGAAAGCAAAACACAAUUGACGAUUUGGAAUUAAUUUUGAUUUUGUACAAAAAUGUAUAAUUUUUCUCGAAAUUUUUUGUUGGAAAUAAUUUUGUUUUUAAAAAUAUUUUAUAAAUGUCAAUCAAUAUCUUCAAUAAGACAAUUUAUACAGCAGGAUUAUAU